Acanthopagrus latus (yellowfin seabream) is the source of this 1956-nucleotide messenger RNA. RefSeq names its product t-complex 1 (gene tcp1). Gene Ontology annotation, biological process: protein folding. The transcript has 12 exons. Gene Ontology annotation, molecular function: ATP hydrolysis activity; ATP-dependent protein folding chaperone; ATP binding. Bases 86 to 1762 code for a protein of 558 amino acids. Gene Ontology annotation, cellular component: chaperonin-containing T-complex. Lineage: Eukaryota; Metazoa; Chordata; Actinopteri; Spariformes; Sparidae. The record is from RefSeq and is a predicted model, not a curated record.
UCUCGAACCUUCUGGGUAAUGCCGGUUUACCCAUAAUGCACCGCGCCCAUUCCCUUUCUUCUCGGCUCUGUGGUGGUGGUGGAAAAUGUCGAUGUUAGAGGGUCCGUUAAACGUGCUCGGCCAGAGGACAACUGGCGAGUCUAUUCGCACUCAAAAUGUCAUGGCCGCAGCAUCCAUCGCCAACAUCGUCAAGAGCUCGCUCGGACCAGUGGGCCUCGACAAGAUGCUGGUGGACGACAUUGGAGACGUGACCAUCACCAACGAUGGAGCCACCAUCCUGAAGCUGCUGGAAGUGGAGCACCCAGCUGCCAAGGUCCUGUGUGAACUGGCUGACCUGCAGGACAAGGAGGUCGGAGAUGGGACCACCUCUGUGGUAAUUCUUGCUGCAGAAUUGCUUAAGAGUGCAGAUGAGCUUGUGAAGCAGAAGAUUCACCCCACAUCAGUCAUCAGUGGAUAUCGUCUGGCUUGCAAGGAGGCAGUUCGCUACAUUAAUGAGAACCUCACCAUUGGGACAGAUGACCUGGGCAGAGAGUGUUUAAUAAAUGCGGCCAAAACCUCCAUGUCCUCCAAAAUCAUUGGAGUUGAUUCAGAAUUCUUCGCCAACAUGGUGGUGGAUGCCGCCAUUGCUGUGAAGUUUGUGGACGGCAGGGGAGUGGCCAAAUACCCCAUCAACUCUGUGAAUGUGCUGAAAGCCCAUGGCCGCAGCCAGAAAGAGAGCUUCCUGGUUAAUGGGUAUGCGCUGAACUGCACAGUCGGCUCACAAGGCAUGGUAAAACGUGUCAUCAACGCUAAGAUUGCUUGCCUGGACUUCAGCCUGCAGAAGACAAAGAUGAAGAUGGGAGUCCAAGUCAUCAUCAACGACCCAGAGAAGCUUGACCAGAUCAGACAAAGAGAAUCUGACAUCACCAAGGAGAGGAUCCAAAAGAUUUUGGCAUCCGGUGCCAAUGUCCUCUUGACCACAGGUGGCAUCGAUGACAUGUGUCUUAAGUACUUUGUGGAUGUCGGAGCCAUGGCAGUGAGGCGGGUUCUGAAGAAGGACCUGAAACGCAUCGCCAAGGCAACAGGAGCCACCAUCUGCCCCUCUCUGACCAACCUGGAGGGAGAAGAGACUUUUGAGGCCACUAUGCUGGGUCAGGCUGAGGAGGUUGUGCAGGAACGCAUCUGUGAUGAUGAGCUCAUCCUUGUCAAAAACACCAAAGUACGCACAUCAGCAUCUAUCAUUUUGCGCGGGGCCAACGACUUCAUGUGUGACGAGAUGGAGCGUUCACUGCAUGAUGCCCUCUGUGUGGUGAAGAGGGUCCUGGAGUCAAAGUCUGUAGUUCCAGGCGGAGGCGCUGUGGAAGCAGCUCUGUCAAUCUACCUGGAGAAUUAUGCUACCAGCAUGGGUUCCCGGGAGCAGCUGGCUAUUGCCGAGUUUGCUCGAUCUCUCCUAAUCAUCCCCAAGACACUGGCUGUGAACGCAGCACAGGACUCCACUGAUCUGGUGGCCAAGCUUCGGGCCUUCCACAAUGAGGCUCAGGUUAACCCCGAACGCAAGAAUCUCAAGUGGAUUGGUCUGGACCUGCUGAACGGCAAGCCUAGAGAUAACCGUCAGGCUGGUGUGUACGAGCCCACCAUGGUCAAAACGAAGAGCCUUAAAUUUGCCACCGAGGCCGCCAUCACCAUCCUCCGUAUCGACGACCUCAUCAAACUGUUUCCAGAGCCGAAGGAGGGCGGCCAGUCGUACCAGGAUGCCGUGCAGUCAGGAGCUCUGGAGGGUUAAGAGGCUGUAAUUGGUCUGGUCCAGUUCAUUGUCUGUAUUUAUACAUAAAGAGCUCUUCGUGGCUGUUGCUCUUAGUGUAGGCCGUGCGUGCACUUUGCCUGUUUACUGUUCUCCCACUCCCUCCUGCUUCCAGAGGAACUGUAAGUGAUUUGUUUUUUUGGACACUUAAUAAAAGCUCCAAUGGUUGUAAAUGA